AUGGGGGUUCAGAACGCCAUCAUCGUUAUGGACAAUGCCAGGUACCACAAGUCCUUGCCAGCAUCCACCCCGCGACAGUCGCAGAAGAAGGAUGAUCUGGUCGCUGCCUGCCGUCAGUUGGGCCUGGACGUGGGUGGUAGCCAGACCAAGCAGGCCAUUUGGGCGCAGGUCGAGCCUUGGAUCCGAGCCAACAUCCUGCCCGUGACUGUGUCCAAGGCUGUCGCAGCGGGGCAUGAGGUGCUCUUUUCUCCACCUCACUACUCAGACCUUCAGCCGAUCGAGCUGAUCUGGGCUCAAGUGAAAGGCCGGGUAGGCCGGACGUACCACACAAAGCGAACCUUUUCACAGGUCAAGGAGGCGUUACAAGCGUCAUUUCGGGACCUGAGCAAUGACGACGUGGCUGCCUGCAUUGACCACUCUUGGAAAAAAGUCGAGGAGCUCAACCACAUGCUCCAGCGCAUGGCUGACGCCGAGGGUGCCGAAAGUGACAGUGACAGCGACGACGUGUCGGACAGCGAGGCCGAGGAGGGGUUUCCACCUGGCCACGCGACGGAACAGUCUGACGGCACCCAAGUGUCCGACGACGCGUCUGCAAGCGACGUAGGGGACGAGUAA
Messenger RNA from Monosiga brevicollis MX1, 615 nucleotides. RefSeq lists its product as uncharacterized. The coding region runs from base 1 to 615 and encodes 204 amino acids. The record is from RefSeq and is a predicted model, not a curated record. The transcript has a single exon. NCBI's taxonomy places the organism in Eukaryota, Choanoflagellata, Craspedida, Salpingoecidae. Gene Ontology annotation, molecular function: nucleic acid binding.